Messenger RNA from Salvia splendens (bonfire salvia), 1019 nucleotides. RefSeq names its product pectinesterase inhibitor 11. The coding region runs from base 139 to 744 and encodes 201 amino acids. Lineage: Eukaryota; Viridiplantae; Streptophyta; Magnoliopsida; Lamiales; Lamiaceae. The record is from RefSeq and is a predicted model, not a curated record. Gene Ontology annotation, molecular function: enzyme inhibitor activity. Gene Ontology annotation, biological process: negative regulation of catalytic activity. The transcript has a single exon.
CUACUAUACCAAUACCAAAUAUUCACAUGAGAUGAUGAGCUUCCCUGUCACAAGGGCAUAACCGUCAUUCGCACCCUUAGUGCCUCCCUACUUAAAACUCCCCCAACACAAUUCCAUGGCACAUAACACAAACAAACAAUGAGAGCUCUACGUUCAAUUUUCCUAACAAUCGCCCUCUUCCUCACUACCUCAGCCGCGGCCGAUCCCGCGCCGGCCCCCGGCCCCGCAGAAGAAAAUGCGGCCGAGUUCAUCCGCACGAAUUGCGAGAGCACGCAAUACCCGAAGCUCUGCUACCAAUCCCUGAACGGGUACGCCAACGUGGUGCAGCAGGACCCGGGUCGGCUGGCAGCCGUGGCGAUCGGCGUGAGCCUGGCCCGCGCCACGAUGAUGUCCGUGUACGUGGCGAACCUGAGCCGGCAGGCGGAGCCCGAGCCGCGCGCGGCGUCGGCCCUCCGCGACUGCUUCAGCUUGUUCCGCGACGCGGUGGGGCAGAUGCGCGGCUCGGUCAAGCAGAUGCGCCAGCUUGUGGGAGGUGGGGAGGAGCUCCGCUUCCAGAUGAGCAACGUGCAGACGUGGAUGAGCGCCGCGCUUACCAACGAGGACACGUGCACAGACGGCUUCGAGGGGAUCGCGGACGCCGCGCUCAAGGCGGACGUCUGCGACCGGGCCGUCGACGUCAAGGAGGUCACCAGCAAUGCUCUGGCGCUCGUCAACCGCUUUGUUGAUAAGGUUGUGGUGCCAUGAAUACUGCAUAUCAUCCAACUUUUAUUUAUUUAGUGGAAGCUUUUAGGUAGUAAUUGUUUUUUUUAUAUAUUUAUAUUGGUGAAUAUGGUAAGAGAUGAGAUGUGUGUAUAAAAUGGAAAAAGUUUGAUGAUGGGCUAGCUACUUUGAGUUUUUGGAUUUAUGUAAUUUAGAUAUAUAGGAAAAAAUUUGAUUCUGAUAAUGAUGAGUGCAGUUGCUGUUGUUACAUGUAAUUAUUUGUUUCAGUGCUAAACCGUCAAUUGGUGAUUCUGUUGUAA